AUGGCGAUCCCAGAAGUUGCCAUCGGCGGUGUCGUCGCAAAUGUGAUUCUUGUUGUGCUCGCAACUAUUAUAGUAUCCCUACGCUUUUAUGCGAGAAAGAGAAGUAAGCUGGCCUUGAAAGCUGAUGAUUGGUUGAUUCUUUUAUGUUUGAUAUGCUCAAUUGCGUUAUGUGUUGAAUGCAUCUAUGCAGCGGCGAGUGGACUCCGAGGAGUUCAUCUAUCGACUUUGAGCUUCCCAGAUAUCGAACGGUUCUUUGAAGUCCAGUUUGCGGAUACUUUGAUUUGCCAUUUUGUGUAUGGACUUAUCAAGAUAUCAGUCGUGGUCUUCUAUAAACGCAUUUUCACCAGUCGGACCUUCAUCAUCUGUGCGAAUACUGUAUUGGGCAUGAUUUCGUUGUAUAUGAUUUUGUCAUUCUUCCUGUUCCUUUUUUCGGCUCAUCCCGUCGCAGCAUAUUGGAAUACUACACCCGAGUUGAUUGGCACUCAGUUUAUUCUGGAUGUUCCAAAUCUCGUCAUCGCCUGCGCAGCUGUAGAUAUCUUCCUUGAUAUCGCAGUUCUCAGUCUUCCAUUCCCUGUGAUCAAAGGCCUUCAUAUGCCGACAGAGAAGAAAGUUUAUGUAUCCGGUGUCUUCCUUCUCGGUGCUUUUUGUCUCAUCUCAUCUUGCAUUCGGCUUUACUAUUCCCAGAAACUUUUUGGAACUAGCACACCUGAUCUCAAACUCGACGAAGAAGUCUAUCUCUGGGCUCACAUCGAAGCCUACGCCAGCACUAUAACUGCAUGUCUUCCAUGUCUCGCACCUCUUCUCCGCGGCGGCCGCAGCCUCGGCUCUAUGAUCGGCAGUGUGCGUUCCAAGCUCUCUAUUCGCAGCAAGAACAGCUCCUUGUUUCGAAAACACUCUUCUGACUCUACGUCCAACAAUCUGCCAAGCCCUCUCUCCGAAAAGUCACCUUGGAAUGACGAUGGAUCAGGACCAACUUCAAUUGUUACGGGCGGAGCUAGAGAUUUGGAGAGUCAGAGAUAUCCCAAUUACCCCGAGGAGAGAAUUUUAGUCGAGAAGAGCUUUGUUUCGGCUGCUGGAUCAGCGGUUAAUUGA
Botrytis byssoidea is the source of this 1092-nucleotide messenger RNA. RefSeq lists its product as uncharacterized. NCBI's taxonomy places the organism in Eukaryota, Fungi, Ascomycota, Leotiomycetes, Helotiales, Sclerotiniaceae. The coding region runs from base 1 to 1092 and encodes 363 amino acids. The record is from RefSeq and is a predicted model, not a curated record. The transcript is spliced from 5 exons.